AACACACAACGCACACGGAAUGAGAGUUCACUGGAAAUGAGUACAAAGAAGAUGCUAGAGAGAGUGCUUUCUGCGCGCAGAACGGCGCAAGUUGGCGAGGAAGGAGACGAGGACGACGAAUCGAAGACGAGGAAGCAAGUAUUGCUGGCCAUGAGGGCCACGAAUCACUUGACCCGAACUGGUUAUCUAUUGCCCUGUCUGGUCCUCGGUCUCGUCGUCAUCGUAGUCUCUUCUCUCAUCAUUCACUCUCGCGAUUUGGUCUGCAUUUCUUCCCCUUCAGCAUUCGACCCUGUCUCUCGCAUGCGUUUCUUCGGUUUCGACAGCCUCGAGUCCCAUUUUGGAUCUCUCGGUGUUCCCUGGUGCAGACCGAAACAUGGAAAAACCGUGGAAUGGACAAAUAAGGAUUUACUCAAAGGUCUUGAAGAGUUUGUGCCAAUAUAUGAAACACGACCUAUCAAGAACAAUAUGUAUGGGAUGGGUUUUGACCACAGCUUUGGGCUGUGGUAUAUUGCUCGAUGGCUCAAGCCUGACCUGAUGAUAGAGAGUGGUGCUUUUAAGGGGCAUUCUACUUGGGUCUUGAGGCAAGCAAUGCCAGACAAACCAAUUGUGUCUCUGACACCACGCCAUCCUGAGAAGUACCUUAAGAAAGGGCCAGCUUAUGUUGAUGGGAAUUGCACAUACUUUGCUGGAAAGGAGUUCGUUGAUUUUGGGAGUGUUAACUGGGGAAGUGUGAUGAAGAAACAUGGCGUCACAGAUCUCAGUCGGGUUCUUAUCUUCUUUGAUGACCACCAGAAUGAAUUGAAAAGACUGAAGCAGGCACUAAAAGCUGGCUUCAAGCAUCUUGUUUUUGAGGACAACUAUGAUACUGGAACUGGUGAUCAUUAUUCCUUUAGGCAGAUAUGUGAUCAAUUUUAUAUAAGAGGAGGUGGCCAUAGCUGCUUUAAAGAUAGUGAUGAAGCUAGGAUAAGAUCAAGAAGGAAGAAAUUCUGGGACAAGGCAGUGGAUAUAGAAGAGCUUUGUGGACCAGGUGAAGCGUGGUGGGGUGUCAAGGGGCAGAUGCGGGAUGAUUUUAACCACAGUAACAAGGCAAUUACCUACACACAACAUUUUCAGAACAGCAGGUUUGUAGAAUCUGUGCUAGACGUUUAUUGGGAGCUCCCCCCAGUGGCCGGUCCUUCACUUACUCAUCAAACGAGAUAUGAUCCAGCUCGUGUGUCCAGUCCUAUUGUCGAAGAUGGCAGAUUUGGGUUGUUCCAGAGGCUUGGUUUAUCCAGACUCGAGACUUCUGUAUUCAAUGGAUAUACGCAAAUGGUACAUAUUCAGAUAUCUAAACCAGAAUCUUAAAGUUGUAAGAUUUUAUCAGAGUGAGUUUUUAGGUUGCCACUGCAUAAAAACAUUGAAUCUGUCAAAUAUUAUGCACACUCCUCUACUCACAGCUGGUUUUCUUUUAUAAAUAGAAGUUGUUGACACCCUUUUGGAAUCAUGGGUUCGACUUGUAGUGGACUGUGCGAGUAUUGUGCGUUUCUAAUGUGUAUUUUCUAGACGAG
Ilex paraguariensis (yerba mate) is the source of this 1547-nucleotide messenger RNA. The record is from the annotation of a GenBank genome assembly. Lineage: Eukaryota; Viridiplantae; Streptophyta; Magnoliopsida; Aquifoliales; Aquifoliaceae.